This is a messenger RNA of Ilex paraguariensis (yerba mate), 285 nucleotides long. The record is from the annotation of a GenBank genome assembly. NCBI's taxonomy places the organism in Eukaryota, Viridiplantae, Streptophyta, Magnoliopsida, Aquifoliales, Aquifoliaceae.
AUGGCUUCGUUGGAGGAACACUGCUAUGUCUUGGUUUUUGCGAACUUCCCUGGGAUGCUAUUCGUUGAGGAGUGGCUUCGUCGGAGGACUGGAGAGGGUCAGAGAGUUUUUAACCCAGAGGUGCUUGAUCUGACUGAAGAUGAUCUUAUGGACAAGUUUGCUAUUGGAGUUUCCAUGGUUACUGCCCUGUCACUGACCAUCUCGUAUCCAACACUUGCAGCAACCUCAAUCCAUACCAGUUCAACCAGUCCAUACCGAUCCUCUUUUCUGUUGAUCUGCCCUUGA